ACGGCUAUCUUCUUAUUUCAUGCAAUGGUGGUCUGAAUCAAAUGCGAGCUGCGAUAUGUGACAUGGUAACCGUGGCACGCUAUUUGAAUCUGACCAUGGUGGUACCUGAACUCGAUAAGCAAUCCUUCUGGGCUGAUCCUAGUGAUUUCGGGGAUAUAUUUGAUGUGGAUCAUUUCAUCUAUUCUUUAAGAGAUGAGGUGAAGAUUAUCAGAGAACUCCCACGUAAAUUCAGUGGGAAAAUUCCAUUAUCAAUGCAACCAGUCAGCUGGUCUAGUGAGAAAUACUAUUUGAGACAGAUCCUGCCUCUUGUACGAAAGCACAAGGUUAUACGUUUUAGCCGGACAGAUUCUCGCCUUGCGAACAAUGGCCUUCCUUUAAGGCUCCAAAAGCUUCGCUGCCGUGUGAACUAUAAUGCGUUAAGAUUUACACCAUCCAUUGAGGCCCUAGGCAACAAGAUGAUAUUAAGUCUCAGGAAGACUGGAUCGUUUGUUGUGCUUCAUCUGAGAUAUGAGAUGGAUAUGCUUGCCUUCUCUGGUUGUACACACGGAUGUUCUGAUCAAGAAACAGCAGAGCUCACGAGAAUGAGGUAUGCAUAUCCCUGGUGGAAAGAAAAGGAAAUAGACUCUGAGAAGAAAAGGUUGGAGGGAUUGUGCCCGCUUACACCUGGAGAAACAACAUUAGUGCUCAAAGCUCUUGGUUUCCCCAGGGACACUCGGAUUUAUAUUGCCUCAGGUGAAAUCUAUGGUGGUGAAAAAAGAUUAGCUGCAUUGAAGACAGAGUUCCCUAACAUUGUGCGUAAGGAGAUGCUUUUAUCUGAUGAUGAGCUACGCCUCUUCAAAAAACACUCAACUCAAAUGGCAGCCCUGGACUAUCUUGUUUCUGUCGCAAGUGAUGUUUUUAUUCCAAGUAAUGAUGGAAACAUGGCUAAAGUUGUAGAAGGACACCGCAGGUUUAUGGGCUUCCACAGAACUAUACAGCUUGAUAGGAAGAAGCUUGUUGAGCUUAUAGAUCUUUUUGAAGACCAGGAACUGUCAUGGGAUGAAUUCUGCAUUGCUGUUAAGGAGAUACACGAGGGCCGAAUGAGCCAACCGACCAGAAGAAAAGUUAUUGCCGGGCAGCCAAAGGAAGAAGACUACUUCUAUGCAAAUCCUUAUGAAUGUCUUGGGCCUGCUACAAAGAGAAGGGAAAAGCUAAAACAUACCGAGACAUGAACACUACACUUAGUGCCUGACUGGUACAGAAGGCUGGUGUGGAAGUGGUAAAAAGUAGUUUGACAGUUUCAUUUAGACACUGUCCUAAUAACCUGAUUAGUUGACUUCAGUAGUGACAUAACAAGCUUCAGCACGUGCUCAUAUUUUUGCCGAGCCUCAUCCUGUGAAGCGCAACUAUGUGAACAAGUUGUAACACUACCAUGCCUGUGCAAGCUGAUAGCUCAGCUAUGAAGCAUCAUUCUUCUCGAUUGGAUGAUCAAUAUGGGAGGUGGAGUAGCUUAUUACCACCCAGAGACUUGGUGGGCA
This is a messenger RNA of Lolium rigidum, 1517 nucleotides long. RefSeq names its product rhamnogalacturonan I rhamnosyltransferase 4-like. The transcript has 7 exons. Lineage: Eukaryota; Viridiplantae; Streptophyta; Magnoliopsida; Poales; Poaceae. Bases 42 to 1211 code for a protein of 389 amino acids. The record is from RefSeq and is a predicted model, not a curated record. Gene Ontology annotation, cellular component: cytoplasm.